CCCCAAUGGACGACCCCAGAGUCCCUAAGGUUUCUAGCCUUGCCACCGACUCUUAUAUCGCUGAUCCGGUUCGCCAUGCCCCCGUGAUGGAUUUCGACCCUCAAGACGACCGCUCUCGUCGCGCUGCCAGCGUAUUAUCCAUGGACGACCUCGAGGCGGCACAGGCCCUCGAAGGCCUUCGUUCCGAUUUCGGACACUCGCCACGAGCAUCGCAGACCAUCUCAGCAGCUUCACCGGACCCUGCGCAACCGGAGCCACUUCUUUCCCUCUUAACCUCCUCCCACCCGCUUAUCUCCUCGACCAUCUCCAAGUCCGUUUCCGCAUACACCAGUUCGAAGUCAUACUCGGCGCGUUUCAAGUCCGGCGCCGAGUUCAUCGAGCGCAACAUUGGCUCGCCCGUCGCAAACACCGUUGGAACGGUUGGACGGAAGACUGGUGUCGAGAGCGGAUUGCGCUGGGCGCUUCAGCGACGGGAAUCGACCGCCGACUCGGACCACUCGAGUAAGCGCCGCAAGGUAGAGGGCGACCAGAUGGAUCUCGAGCAGGGUGCCGAUAUCACCGAUCAGCCACGGACUCGAAGAUCUUCGGAUCUCUCCAUGGCGGAGACGCUCCCACCUUAUGAUGAGAUGAAGUCUCCUCUCUAUGAGGAAAGGUCCUGGCGGCAGGCCCCGCCCACCUGGCAAAGUCGGCUGGUAAUUUCGACUUCUGGACUCGGCGUGGCAAUGAGCGAGGAGUCGCUGCGCAGUUUGACCUACUGUCUAACCUGGCUUCGUUGGGCUAACGGUCGGCUGGGUAAAGCAAUCUUGGCUCUCCAGAGUGCCGUCACGGAGUGGGAGAACCACAAGACCCGCUUACAACAGCAGGGCGACGCCGAGAAUGGGGAGCGCUCGAACAGUCCCGAGAAUGCGUCUCUGUUGACGCAACGCAUCCAAGCUGUCAGGGAGGAUGUGCUGUCGACUUUGAAGCAGGUUGUCGAUGUCGUGUCCAAGUACGCCGGAGGUGCUUUGCCAGAAAAUGCCCGUCACUUGGUUCGACGACACUUGACCUCUCUCCCCCACCGAUUCCAGAUGGCUAGCACAUCGCAGCCUCCCCCGGACUCUCCUGCAGCUUCAUCCGAUGCAACUGUCGGAGCCCACCGGAUUCUCGUCUUGGCCAAUGAAGGUCUGGACAUCUUGGGCCAGGUCAGCGGCGUGGUGAACGACACCCUGGUUAGUGCAGAGCACUGGUGUGAACGUCUGGGAAGAAAACGCCCCGAGAACAUCUCCGCACCGGAUGCGGAGAAGGAACAGCCCCCUGCGCCGAACGCUCAACCGUACGGUAUGGAUAUCAAGCAACCUAUUGCCAACGGGGCUGCCUCGGAGGAUGUUGAGAUGACGGGUACUGAGAAAACAUGA
This is a messenger RNA of Penicillium cinerascens, 1394 nucleotides long. Its product is annotated as putative clock controled protein (Ccg-8). The transcript is spliced from 2 exons. Gene Ontology annotation, molecular function: transcription corepressor activity. Gene Ontology annotation, cellular component: endoplasmic reticulum; nucleus. The record is from RefSeq and is a predicted model, not a curated record. Bases 6 to 1394 code for a protein of 462 amino acids. Lineage: Eukaryota; Fungi; Ascomycota; Eurotiomycetes; Eurotiales; Aspergillaceae. Gene Ontology annotation, biological process: phospholipid biosynthetic process; endoplasmic reticulum unfolded protein response; regulation of transcription by RNA polymerase II.